Racocetra fulgida is the source of this 505-nucleotide messenger RNA. NCBI's taxonomy places the organism in Eukaryota, Fungi, Glomeromycota, Glomeromycetes, Diversisporales, Gigasporaceae. The record is from the annotation of a GenBank genome assembly.
AUGAUAGUAGAUGAACCUGAAGAAUCCGAAGAGCAGUGUGUAGUAGAUGAACAUGAAGAAUCCAAAAAGCUGUAUGUAGUAGAUGAACCUGAAGAAUCUGAAGAGCAAUGUGAGAUCGAAGAGAAUAAUUUAGAUAAAUUAAUAAUCUUUAAUUAUACUUAUAAUUAUGAGGAUUUUCUGAUACUUUAUUAUACAAAUAUAGAAUUCACUAGCACAAAUGAAAUUGAAAGCAUUAAAAAUAUUUCUAUGGUGCCUAUUUUUGGGUCAGAACUGGAAGGGUUAAAUUCUUCAAGCUAUCCUUUGAUAACUUCUCCUAUAAAACUAUGUGUUGGAACUCAGUUUAAAUCAUGGGAUAUUGCUGAAUAUUAUUUGAAGGAAUAUGGAAGGCAAAUAGAUUUGGCAGGUAAAUAUAAGGCCAAAAAGGUUAAACCUAUUGGUCAACAACGUAAUAAGGGCUCCAAAAAGACUAAUUGUAAAUGGUAUGUUAAUAUGAGUAAUCCUGAAC